Homo sapiens (human) is the source of this 9158-nucleotide messenger RNA. It is a transcript of the gene NRXN1, whose product is annotated as neurexin 1. Gene Ontology annotation, cellular component: presynaptic membrane. The record is from RefSeq and is marked reviewed. Gene Ontology annotation, biological process: vocalization behavior; neuron cell-cell adhesion; adult behavior. The transcript has 24 exons. NCBI's taxonomy places the organism in Eukaryota, Metazoa, Chordata, Mammalia, Primates, Hominidae. The coding region runs from base 1074 to 5717 and encodes 1547 amino acids.
GUUCUCCCCUCCCGCACUCCUGGAGAUAGACGCUCAAGCCUGACGCCUCUGAAAAGGCAGCAGCAGUCGCCUUAUCCAUAGACCUCAGGAAAUUCGCUUUGACCGAUGCAUGCUUCAGGCUCUGGCUCGAGCUGAGGGGAAUAACCGGGCAGAUGUCUGAGUCCUUAAAAAAGACAAGAUAAAACCAAAAUGCAUCACCAACACACAACCAAUUGAUGUGCUGGCAUCUUAGCUUGGCCCUGCAGAGGCAGAGAGAAAAGAAGAGGAGCUGUUGCGAUUUCCACAUCUAACAGCUUCUGGCUAUUUCGCAACUGCUGGGUUUGAGUCCUACUGUUGCCGUGGCUGAAAAGAGAAGUAAAAUCCAACUUGUGAGACCACGCACAAGGAAUUAGGCUUUGGCUGCAGCGGUGCUGAAGCCCAUGCUAUGACAGAAGAAGCAGGCCUUUGAAGCUAUCCUCGGGUUAAGAAAUGGUGCCCUAAAGAGGCAAGCAUCCCUUUCUCCGUUCUGCUGUAAGACACCACAUCUGAAGGAGACAGACUUGAGGCAUUCACAAGCAUCCAAGGAUACUGGCUCACUGCUGGCUUCCUGUACUUUCUUGAGAAAAGUGUUUUCUUUUUACUGACUCUCACUGCUUCCUUUUGGCCUGGUACCACUGGUGGAACCUGGCAGAUAAUGGGAUUUGAGGAGUUAAGUAUCUGUUGACACUGCAGAUACUCUUAAAUUAGUUAAUCAGACUCAAAUGGGUCAGUGCUUUCCCUUGAUCUUUUGUUGAAGCCUUUUCCAGAACGUUGUCUCCAAAGUGCAUCCUCCCUUUGGUCUGGAAGUUCUGUGGCUACCCUGUACCACUGGGGUCAACGUUUUCCAGUUGGAAGAGGACUACAGGGAGAGAGGGCGGGGUUAUUGGAAGAAGAAGAAGAAAAAAAGAACUAGAUAAAGGAGGGCACAUCCCUCUCACUCCCGCCUUUCCCCUUACCUUUCUGUCUCUCGGGACCCUUAUUUCUUCGUCACGGUGUCCAGGACCAUUUUGACCCUGUCGGCCCCGGCACCCCCCCGCCGCACCCCAGCCCCGAGCAUGGGGACGGCGCUGCUCCAGCGCGGGGGCUGUUUUCUUCUGUGCCUCUCGCUGCUGCUCCUGGGCUGCUGGGCGGAGCUGGGCAGCGGGCUGGAGUUUCCGGGCGCCGAGGGCCAAUGGACGCGCUUCCCCAAGUGGAACGCCUGCUGCGAGAGCGAGAUGAGCUUCCAGCUCAAGACUCGCAGCGCCCGCGGCCUCGUGCUCUACUUCGACGACGAGGGCUUCUGCGACUUCCUGGAGCUGAUUCUGACGCGCGGCGGCCGCCUGCAGCUCAGCUUCUCCAUCUUCUGCGCUGAGCCUGCGACGCUCCUGGCCGACACGCCGGUUAACGACGGCGCCUGGCACAGCGUGCGCAUCCGCCGCCAGUUCCGCAACACCACGCUCUUCAUCGACCAGGUGGAGGCCAAGUGGGUGGAGGUCAAGUCCAAGCGCAGGGACAUGACGGUGUUCAGCGGCCUUUUCGUCGGGGGGCUGCCCCCGGAACUGCGCGCCGCGGCGCUCAAGCUCACCCUGGCCUCGGUGAGGGAGCGGGAGCCCUUCAAGGGGUGGAUUCGUGACGUGAGGGUCAACUCCUCGCAGGUCCUGCCCGUGGACAGCGGCGAGGUGAAGCUGGACGAUGAGCCGCCCAACAGCGGCGGGGGAAGCCCGUGCGAGGCGGGCGAGGAGGGCGAGGGCGGGGUGUGCCUCAACGGAGGUGUGUGCUCCGUGGUGGACGACCAGGCCGUGUGCGACUGCUCGCGAACCGGCUUCCGCGGCAAGGACUGCAGCCAAGAAAUAAAAUUCGGUCUUCAGUGUGUUUUGCCGGUGCUGUUACAUGACAAUGACCAAGGAAAAUACUGUUGUAUAAAUACAGCAAAGCCUCUAACAGAAAAAGACAACAAUGUGGAAGGUCUGGCGCACCUGAUGAUGGGCGACCAAGGUAAAAGUAAAGGAAAAGAAGAAUAUAUUGCCACGUUCAAAGGAUCUGAAUACUUCUGCUACGACUUGUCUCAAAACCCCAUUCAAAGCAGCAGUGAUGAAAUAACUCUGUCAUUUAAAACCCUUCAGAGGAAUGGACUGAUGCUUCACACUGGGAAAUCGGCUGAUUAUGUCAAUCUUGCCCUGAAAAAUGGAGCUGUCUCUCUGGUCAUUAAUUUGGGAUCAGGGGCCUUUGAAGCACUAGUGGAGCCUGUGAAUGGAAAGUUUAAUGAUAAUGCCUGGCAUGAUGUGAAAGUCACCAGGAAUCUGCGUCAGCACUCAGGCAUUGGACACGCUAUGGUAAACAAACUACAUUGUUCGGUGACAAUAUCAGUGGAUGGGAUUCUUACCACAACGGGCUACACGCAAGAAGAUUAUACCAUGCUGGGGUCUGAUGACUUUUUCUAUGUUGGAGGCAGUCCCAGCACAGCCGACCUUCCAGGGUCACCAGUCAGUAACAACUUUAUGGGCUGUCUCAAAGAGGUUGUAUAUAAAAAUAAUGAUGUGAGGCUGGAAUUAUCUCGACUUGCCAAGCAAGGAGAUCCUAAGAUGAAGAUCCAUGGAGUGGUGGCAUUUAAAUGUGAGAAUGUUGCAACUUUAGACCCAAUCACCUUUGAAACCCCAGAGUCUUUCAUCUCUUUGCCUAAAUGGAAUGCAAAGAAAACUGGCUCCAUAUCAUUUGAUUUCCGUACAACAGAGCCAAAUGGCCUCAUCUUAUUUAGCCAUGGCAAGCCAAGACAUCAGAAAGAUGCCAAGCACCCACAGAUGAUAAAGGUGGACUUCUUUGCUAUUGAGAUGCUAGAUGGCCACCUCUACCUCCUCCUGGACAUGGGGUCAGGUACUAUAAAAAUAAAAGCCCUGUUGAAGAAAGUGAAUGAUGGAGAAUGGUAUCAUGUGGACUUCCAGAGAGACGGACGGUCAGGUACCAUUUCUGUCAACACGUUGCGUACUCCCUACACUGCUCCUGGUGAGAGUGAGAUUCUGGACCUGGAUGAUGAGUUGUACCUGGGGGGGCUGCCAGAAAAUAAAGCUGGCCUUGUCUUCCCCACCGAGGUGUGGACUGCUCUGCUCAACUAUGGCUACGUGGGCUGCAUCAGGGAUUUGUUCAUCGAUGGCCAAAGCAAAGAUAUCCGGCAAAUGGCUGAAGUUCAAAGUACUGCUGGAGUGAAGCCUUCCUGCUCAAAGGAAACAGCAAAACCGUGCCUUAGCAACCCUUGCAAAAACAAUGGCAUGUGCAGGGAUGGGUGGAACAGAUAUGUCUGUGAUUGUUCCGGAACAGGCUAUCUUGGCAGGUCCUGUGAGAGAGAGGCAACGGUUUUGAGCUAUGAUGGGAGCAUGUUUAUGAAAAUUCAGCUCCCCGUAGUCAUGCAUACGGAGGCUGAGGAUGUUUCCUUACGGUUCCGAUCCCAGCGUGCAUAUGGCAUUCUGAUGGCAACCACUUCUAGAGACUCUGCUGACACCCUCCGCCUGGAGCUAGACGCAGGACGUGUGAAACUGACGGUCAAUCUAGAUUGUAUCAGGAUUAACUGUAAUUCCAGCAAAGGUCCCGAGACUCUUUUUGCUGGCUAUAACCUCAAUGAUAACGAGUGGCACACAGUGCGUGUAGUUCGGCGUGGAAAAAGUUUAAAGUUAACAGUGGAUGACCAACAGGCCAUGACAGGUCAAAUGGCAGGUGAUCAUACUAGGCUGGAGUUCCAUAACAUAGAGACUGGCAUCAUCACAGAACGACGGUAUCUUUCUUCUGUCCCCUCCAACUUCAUUGGACACCUGCAGAGCUUGACAUUUAAUGGAAUGGCAUACAUUGACCUGUGUAAAAAUGGCGACAUAGAUUACUGUGAGCUUAAUGCCAGAUUUGGCUUCAGGAACAUCAUAGCAGAUCCUGUCACCUUCAAGACCAAAUCGAGCUAUGUUGCCUUAGCUACCUUGCAAGCCUACACUUCUAUGCAUCUUUUUUUCCAGUUCAAGACAACAUCCCUAGAUGGAUUAAUUCUAUAUAACAGUGGGGAUGGAAAUGACUUUAUUGUGGUUGAAUUAGUUAAAGGGUACUUACAUUACGUGUUUGAUUUGGGAAAUGGUGCUAACCUCAUCAAAGGAAGCUCAAAUAAACCUCUCAAUGACAAUCAGUGGCACAACGUGAUGAUAUCAAGGGACACCAGCAACCUCCACACUGUAAAGAUUGACACAAAAAUCACAACGCAAAUCACCGCCGGAGCCAGGAACUUAGACCUCAAGAGUGACUUAUAUAUAGGAGGAGUAGCUAAAGAAACAUACAAAUCCUUACCAAAACUUGUACAUGCCAAAGAAGGCUUUCAAGGCUGCCUGGCAUCAGUUGAUUUAAAUGGACGGCUUCCGGACCUCAUCUCCGAUGCUCUUUUCUGCAACGGACAGAUCGAGAGAGGAUGUGAAGGGCCCAGCACAACCUGCCAAGAGGACUCAUGUUCCAAUCAAGGUGUGUGCUUGCAACAAUGGGAUGGCUUCAGCUGUGACUGUAGUAUGACUUCCUUCAGUGGACCACUCUGCAAUGACCCUGGGACGACAUAUAUCUUUAGCAAAGGUGGUGGACAAAUCACGUAUAAGUGGCCUCCUAAUGACCGACCCAGUACACGAGCAGACAGACUGGCCAUAGGUUUUAGCACUGUUCAGAAAGAAGCCGUAUUGGUGCGAGUGGACAGUUCUUCAGGCUUGGGUGACUACCUAGAACUGCAUAUACACCAGGGAAAAAUUGGAGUUAAGUUUAAUGUUGGGACAGAUGACAUCGCCAUUGAAGAAUCCAAUGCAAUCAUUAAUGAUGGGAAAUACCAUGUAGUUCGUUUCACGAGGAGUGGUGGCAAUGCCACGUUGCAGGUGGACAGCUGGCCAGUGAUCGAGCGCUACCCUGCAGGAAACAAUGAUAACGAGCGCCUGGCGAUUGCUAGACAGCGAAUUCCAUAUCGACUUGGUCGAGUAGUUGAUGAAUGGCUACUCGACAAAGGGCGUCAGCUCACAAUCUUCAAUAGCCAAGCAACCAUAAUAAUUGGCGGGAAAGAGCAGGGCCAGCCCUUCCAGGGCCAGCUCUCUGGGCUGUACUACAAUGGCUUGAAAGUUCUGAAUAUGGCAGCCGAAAACGAUGCCAACAUCGCCAUAGUGGGAAAUGUGAGACUGGUUGGUGAAGUGCCUUCCUCUAUGACAACUGAGUCAACAGCCACUGCCAUGCAAUCAGAGAUGUCCACAUCAAUUAUGGAGACUACCACGACCCUGGCUACUAGCACAGCCAGAAGAGGAAAGCCCCCGACAAAAGAACCCAUUAGCCAGACCACAGAUGACAUCCUUGUGGCCUCAGCAGAGUGUCCCAGCGAUGAUGAGGACAUUGACCCCUGUGAGCCGAGCUCAGGUGGGUUAGCCAACCCAACCCGAGCAGGCGGCAGAGAGCCGUAUCCAGGCUCAGCAGAAGUGAUCCGGGAGUCCAGCAGCACCACGGGUAUGGUCGUUGGGAUAGUAGCCGCUGCCGCCCUGUGCAUCCUUAUCCUCCUCUAUGCCAUGUACAAGUACAGAAACCGGGAUGAAGGCUCAUACCAUGUGGACGAGAGUCGAAACUACAUCAGUAACUCAGCACAGUCCAAUGGGGCUGUUGUAAAGGAGAAACAACCCAGCAGUGCGAAAAGCUCCAACAAAAAUAAGAAAAACAAGGAUAAAGAGUAUUAUGUCUGAUCCCAAGAUCUUAAAUGGACACUUGUAUAGAAAUAGUCUUCAUUUUAUCUGAGACAUAAUAUAAACUUAUUUACUUUCCUUUUUAUGAAGCACAUACAAAAGAAGACAGGGAAUGCAAUCAGGAAGGAAAGACUUUUUAAAAAAUAAAAACAAGUAUCUCAUGCUCUUGUUUCUCAAAAAAGAAAAACAAAAAACAAAAAACAGGGGCCAAUAAAUUCCCUAACAUCCACAGUGUUUUCAUUUACUCUGCUUGUCUUUAUGUUGCUGGAACAUUUCUAAAAGACAGUGAUGACCGCACGCAUUCAUAAAGCAAAGGAGUACUACAGCAUCAAGGCACAACACAAAAACCAACACAAAACAUAACACAAAAAAGAAGCUACCUAUGAUCCUGGAUUUAGCCAAAGUGCUAGCGCUUUCCUGAGAAGUCAGUCCAAUUGCCAGAGAAGACUGUCCUUUUGAGUGACUCAACCUGCAAACCUUUAAGAGUUUGCCGCCUGGUGCAACUGGAGCAGUGGUUGGAACUUGCAUUUGAAACAAAGUGCUGGCUUUUUUGAAGACUUGUGUAGGAACACAUUCAAAAAGCCCCUUUCUGGUUGUGAGAGAGGAAAAAAAAGUAUGGAGGCCUUAUUUUCAAAAAUGUGAAAUAUAAGGCACGUUUUCACACAAAAUUUCAAAACAAAAACAAGAGGGCAUAGAUGCAAUCAUUGGGAAAUUUUCAUGCACGCUUAUUAUGUUAUUACAUAUGUUUAUAUAAAAUCCAUCUCUGUGUGCUUUCUGGACUGUGAUAAGUGACGUUUUAUAGCCUGUUGUAUAGAAAAUGCAAAAUAUAUCUCUGCUCUUCAGCCAUUUUUGGUAAAUUCAAUGUUAUAAGUGUUGCUAAGUAUAGGGAGUUUUAUGACAUCAGAGCAACAAUUAUUUCAGUUGGGUUUUUCUUUUUUUUUGCCACCAUUAUAAAUUGCCACAAUUACUUUUAUUUUUUAAAGAAAUUACAGUGUAGUGUUUAUUCUAAGGAAGAUAUGUAUGAAUGUAUAUACAAAGACUCAGCUACUUCUUUUCUUAUAUGUACAGCCUUCAUUCUGUUGCAAUUAAGUUUUAGUACUUGUAUGAAAGGUGUGAAUUAGAAAGUCACAUAUAUACAUAUGUAUCUUAUAAUCUUUUCUCCCUGAAAUACUCACAUUCCCACAUACAUUCACUAUUUUCACACACACACACACACACACACACACACACACACACACACACACACGAAUCCACAGCAAUCCAUCAGAUAUGCUGGAAGAUCCAAACGUGCAUACAGUAGCAAAUAUUUAUUGACAAAUUGAAAAGCAGGAAGGAAGAGGGUUGUGCCAAGGUAUUGAUGACAAAUGGGGUGAUUUGCUUCAUUGAGAUCUUGCUCCCAGGUAACCUUAAGAAGAUUUUAGUCCCUAAAGAAAUGAACCUUUCCUUAUCAAAUAGAAUAUCACUGAUAUACUGCUGCAUGAAUAAGAACCAUUAUGUGGGCAGGUUAUGGAAGCAAAAUUGGUUAAUCUACACCUUAACUCUGGCUGCUGCAAUUGAAAACUUUCUUUCUAAUAAAAUAAUAUAUAUAUCUCUGAAUCUGAUGUGCAUGAUGAACAUUUCUGGAAAGUAAACACUUUCUCUCGACUAAGAAAGUAUUUUUCAGUAAUUUUUGAUUCUGUAUUACUACCCACUUAAAAAAUCAUUCUCUGUUAAUUAUUGACUAUGUUUUAACUUUUCUGGUUUUACAUAUAUAUCAUUAAAUAUAGUUUUAGUUUAACACAUUAAGUAGUGGAAAAGUAUAGAUUAUACACUUGUUUUGCAUAUUAUUCAAUGAUGUUCACAGCAAUAAAUUACUAAUAUGAGAAGGUAGUGCAAAAAAUGCAUUAUUACAUUGCAAGUUGAUGUUUCAGGAAAAAUUGGUUGCAUUACUUGAAUACCUUCUAAAAGAACGAUAAAAAAUUUUGUAGAAGAGAAGAAUAUCUUUCCAAUUAGCUUUAAUCAGCAAAGGCAAAAAAUGCAAAACAUCUUUUGUGAUACUUUAGUUGAUGAAAAAAAAGCCAAGAAGUGGCCUGGAUUUCAGACAUACAGCACCUUAGAAAUAUGUAUAAUUCAUAGCAAAUCACCACUAUCUAUGGUUGCCAAGUAAUUGUUGUGUACAAAGAAAUUUAGUGGCUUUUUAUGACCCAGAAAGUAGAAGGUAUAAAAUGAAAAUUUAAUAUCCAUUGCUUCUUUUCUAGAUUUUCAUUUUUUUUAAUUUGCCACAUUAAAUAAUUCACGAGUCUUUUCUUUUCCCCCGUCUCAUUCAGUCUUACUCAGGGAAAGCCAGUUAAAUAAGAAGGGAAGUGUAAAACUACUAAUUUACAGCUUGAAGGGUUUUUUUUUUUAAGAUUGCUUUUCUAUUUUAUCUAUUAAGCUUGAACCAGUUUCCAUCUGGAAAGAUUCUAAAAUAUAAUAGAAAAUAAAUUGAAUAAUGGUAAUUUUAAGCAGUAUAUCUAUGAAAUGUGUUGUUUGGGAUUGAUUUCAAUGUUUCUCCCCAGCGUAAAUUUUAAAGUUACAUGCAAUGAUUGAUAUAGUUUAUUAUCAGCAAAAUUAUUUCUAAUAUUAUUGGCUUACACAAACUCUAGCAAAAAUUAUUUUUUCCUCAAUGGAAAAAGAAAAGAGAGGAACAGAGUUAGAAAGAGAAAAUGACUUGAAUCCCAAGUAUCUUCAUACCAAACAUAUCAGGGUUCCCUGCAUAGUUUGCAGUUGAUUGAGGAUUUCACACGACUUGGCAUAAAUUUGAUUACAUCUCUAGACUGUAACUUUUCUGAUUGAUUAUGCUUCUUUUUUAUCCAUGUAAUGUGUUGCCUUUUUUAAAAGAACAAAUACUACAAUAACGUGUGAAGUGGUCAAUCCCUAAGACAUCAAAGAAAGGCCACAUAACCCUACCCUUCUAGUGCUUUGUGUGAUUGGGUAUCAAAGGGGUUUUCUUCUUCUUUUUUUGUUUGUUUGUUUUUCUGUUGCAAGGCCAAUUUAUCCAUUAUUGGAAAUGCUAAGCAAGUGGAAUUUACUGUUUUGUUAAUAAAAUAUUUCUUAAUACAACUGUGAUUUAUUGAUUUUAAAAAUUAUAUGCGGCACCAUUUCGUGCUUAAGUGGGAAAGUAAAGAAGGCUGCAUUUGAAGGGAAGACCCAUCCUUAUAUUAUAGAGGAAGAAUGUUGACUCUCUUUUUUCUGGAUUUAACUAGUCAUUAAAGACCUCUAUAUUCAUACACUUAAAGAUGUAGCCAUUAAAUGUACUUUUGUUAUAUUUGUUCAUCUUGAUAUGCCAGAAACCAUAAACUCAUACAGUAUUAGUUGCAAACAAUAUUAAAAUACUAAUUUCAUAAAUAUGCUUUUUCUCUAUAAAAGACAAUGGAAUCCAAGUUAAGUAAACCUGUGAUUAAAUUCCAACACUAUCACAUA